GCCGGCUGAGGCGGGUCCCGCCGCGUCCCCGGAGGGGUUGGGAAGCUGCUGAGCGGCCUGGAACAGCUCCCGCCGUGCCUCGUCCUUGGUGCUGCUCCGAGGGAGCAUCCUCAGCGGUUUGCCCGUCUUGUGCUGUAACCAAGGGCAUUUGAUUUUCACAAGCGUUUAAGCGAGGGGCUUUUCUCAGCAUGCAGUUGCUUUAGAUUUGGGCGUGAUCACCAGCCACAUCCUCCGCAUUGGACAUUCAGCUUCUCUUUCCAAACCUUCUUCCUGCUUUUAUGAAGAAUAAAAUCUUAAAUUGUCCUGGGCUCGAGCAGUAAAGGAUAAAUUCAUUCACUGGCUGACUUGUCAUCUCACCAUUGUGAUGGAAAAAUGCUCCCUUAAAAUAAACCCUUUUUAUGCCACUAAAACUGCCUUUGAAUACAAGAUCUGUUGCGAUUUUUAAAACACAAACCCAAUAAUGUCAGAACCCGACCCUUCGUCUGGAUUUGUGGGAAACAUGGAAAAUGGGACUUUCCUGGAGCUGUAUCCCACAUCCCUUUCAACUUCAGUGGAUUCAUCUCCUGGCCGUUUAUCCAACGUCUAUGUCUAUGUUUCUAUAUUCCUUAGUCUCUUAGCUUUUCUCCUUUUGCUACUCAUCAUUGCACUUCAGAGGCUGAAAAACAUAAUUUCCUCCAGUUCCUCCUACCCGGAAUACAAUAGUGACGCUGGAAGCUCGUUCACUAAUUUAGAGGUUUGUAGUAUUUCUUCCCAGCGCUCUGCUCUCUCAAACCUUUCUUCAUGAAAAUAAAUGAAAGGAAACACACAGGGAAUGGAAGAGCUUUGUCUAGCUUCUUGGAGAAGUAGUGCAUGUAACAUUUGCCUUAGAAGACUACUAUCAAGAGGUGUUUUUAAAAGUUUCCUUGUUUUUUUCCCCUUUAACUAAUUUUCAUUUUGGACAAUGGAUAAUGAUACCUGAUCAUCAUUUCUUGCCUGUAAUAGUGAUGCUGUCUCUUUCUCACACAUAGACGGUGUUCAUUAAGAGUAUUCCUGCCAUAUUGUAAUACUGUUCUAACUGGAUGUGUCAUUUCUCUGCUCUAAUUGUGACCCCUUCCCUGGUCUUGUGUCAGCAAUAUGCUGACUAUUUUUCUUUUCCUUUUUUAAUUAUAUAAGGACUUCUGGAUGAAAUCCCUAUUGCUAAAGUACAAAAAAUUCUGCUUAAAUUAUAAAUAUUGGGACAAUUAAAAGUUGUUGAUUAUUUCCUUUCUUACUUUUUAAUUUUCACAUAUUUUUCAGUAUUUAUUGAUGUUUAUAAAACACAACUAAUUCUUGAAGAACAUUGUUUUUGUUUAUUUGUACUCCUGUCUUGUUCUGUAUGAAGUCUGUAUUUCAGUUUUUGAGUCUCUUUGGUUAACUUAGUAAAGCGACUACAAUAACAAUGCUCA
This is a messenger RNA of Pseudopodoces humilis (Tibetan ground-tit), 1424 nucleotides long. RefSeq names its product serine rich and transmembrane domain containing 1 (gene SERTM1). The record is from RefSeq and is a predicted model, not a curated record. Lineage: Eukaryota; Metazoa; Chordata; Aves; Passeriformes; Paridae. Gene Ontology annotation, cellular component: intracellular membrane-bounded organelle.